CAAAAGUCCUGCCCACAACUGGCAAAUAUUAACUAAGUUAAAGACUUUGUUUGGUGAGUUUCUUCAUCUCUUAGAGUGAGCAGACUAACAGAUUGGGAAAAAUGAGAUCAAUUCUUGUUGUUUUUUGUGUUUGGAUAUGCUUUAGCGUUGAUGCAUCGACACCGAAUGCAGAUUGCUCUAAGAUCCCAGAGGUGGAGAAUGCAGAAGUUUCUCAAAGCUCAAGGAAGGACAACUACACUGAUGGUGAUAAACUUGAAUACAACUGCAAACCUGGCUAUGCAUCUCCGCUAAAAAUCACCUACAAUUGCACGGAUAAUAAAUGGACUAAAUUGCGUGGUGGAAAUUGUUCACUCAAACGCUGUGAGCUGCCUGAAGAUAUUCCAAAUGGUCGAUACACUAUUGUCAGUGGUAGUGCCUUUGUUUUUGGAACAACCAUCAAGUACAUCUGCAAUGAUGACUACCAGAUGAUGAGUCGAUUUGACACCAGAACAUGUCAGGAGGGUGGAUGGGACAAUCAAUUACCUGCAUGUGAAGAGAUAUCGUGUGUCGCAGACAGCACAGAGGAAAACGUCAGAGUCGAGGGGCUCCCUGAAAAUGAUGGUUUAAUCAGAUAUGGACACAGGUUGACAUUUUCAUGUAGUGAUUAUGGAUGGAUUUUACAAGGACCAAAAGAAAUCACCUGCCAGUCGAAUGGGCAGUGGAGCGGCCCAUUUCCUAAAUGUGUAGGGGCAACGUGUCCUCUAAACACAGCAGUGGGAGACUUAAAAAUGGAGCGAUUCCCUGAUAUUGAGGGUCCUGUCAAACCUAGACACAAGUUAAUAUUUUCAUGCAAUACAGAAGGGCUGAAAUUAAAAGGACAGAGAGAAAUCACCUGUCAGUCAAAUGGAGAAUGGAACAGCCCUUUUCCUAAAUGUGAAGAGGUAAUGUGUGUUGCAAAGCUGACAGUGAGCAUGAGAUCAGACAGACACCCGGUGCCUGAGGUUUCAGUCAGACCUGGACACACAAUAACUCUUUCAUGUGUUGGGAGGGGAGUGAAACUACAAGGACAUAGCAAAAUCACCUGCUUGUCAGAUGGACAAUGGGGCAACCCAUUCCCUAAAUGUAUAGGAGGGAAAUGUGGGCCACCACCAAAGGUGAACUUUGCAGAUACAACAGAAAUAACAAAAAAGGAAUAUGAUUCAGGGGAGAAAGUUGAAUACAGCUGCUUUAAUAAAUACACACUGGUUCAGAGUCACCCCUACUCCAAAUACUUGACCUGUGAACAUGGAGAAUGGAGAGGGAAUAUUAAGUGCUUAAAGCCCUGUUCAGUGACGGUGGAGGAAAUGGACGAAAGAGGUAUACAGCUGCGAUGGCGUGGACGGGAAAAGAUAUUCUCACCACAUGGGGAUAGAAUCAUCUUUAGUUGUAAGAGAGGCAAACAUUCAACAGGCAGUGACCUAAUACAAACAUGUAAUGAUGGAGAGAUGACUUUGCCCCUGUGUGAGUGACAGUGAAUAAAACAUCACUGAAGCAUCAGCUGUACUACUAAGCAAAAAGAAAUGAAGCCGAUCAAAAUUAAUCUUUUUUCCCAAUUCAGUUUCAUCUGUUCAUGAUUUCCUGCAAUAAAAAUACCAAAUGUAGCAUGUUUAAGAUGUGCAUGUAUGAAAAUAUUAUCCUAACCCUUUUAACCCUACAUUUUUUUGCUAGAUACCUUUUUUGCUAGAUAAGUCAUUGCAUGUAUUUUACUCAUGAAACAACCCAAAUAAAACUUUUAUAACAUUUAUAA
Molecule: messenger RNA, 1765 nt
Organism: Ctenopharyngodon idella (grass carp)
Lineage: Eukaryota; Metazoa; Chordata; Actinopteri; Cypriniformes; Xenocyprididae
Product: complement factor H-like
Exons: 9
Coding region: 102-1487 (461 amino acids)
Source: RefSeq, a predicted model, not a curated record